AUGUUCAAAAUGGCGAGACAAGCCGGCAGGAGAGAACAGCAGACAAACACGAGGCCGAAGAGCAACCAACUACAGUACAGUACAGUUAAAUCCUCCAGUCAGUAGUCAUGUUACCAAGGAUUUGCAUUGGCUACCAUCUGGUCAACGAAUGCAGCGGGACUAUCAUUAUCUUGCAUAGACCUCUUUGUCUCCUCAUUAGAGACAUUUAAUAGUUAAGCGAUAUUUAUCUAAGGGUCAUGUUGGUAUGGACGCUUCAACUUUGCAAACAUGCAUAUGAUAAGGACAUUAGACAAAUGAUCUUUCAAACUGGAGAUUUAGUGCUACACUACACUCCACCGCUGAAACCAGGUGAAGCAAACUAAUUCCAUUCACAGUGGGAGAGACCAUUUGAAAUAAAGGAGCAGGUCAUGGACAUCACGUAUCCUGUAAAGUCAGGGCACAUUCCAGGCGAUCUCAAGUAGUUCAUUUGAACAACCUACAGGCGUACCAGGGAAGGCAGGAAGAAAGCACGUGGGAACCGAGCUGCUGGGGGAGUCAGUGAAUGCUCCUCAUGGUGAGGGUAAGGACCAGCAAUCGGUACAACCAGGGUUGAGUAAGGUGGAGUCAAUGGAGUCUGGUAUGGUCAUAAGCAGAGCAAAAAAAAAAUGUCGACGUUGGGGCCAAUGAUGAUCUUCCCAGUGAGGUUGUGAACAAGCCAGGCAAGCAUGAGUAUCGGUCCUGCUUUGUUGAUAUGGUUCAAGUCGGAGAAUUCGUACACCAUGGUGAAUGUGAUCAGAGAGUAGAUAUAUCGGAUACGGAGGGAGGUGGACUCGCAGAAGACGUUCAAAACAGUGAGACAAGUGUGCAGGAGAUAACAGAAGAUGAACACGAGGAAGAAGUUAAACAGCCAAUCUGCGAGAGCCAAAGUAGUGUCCACUCUUCCAGGGGACAUACACCUUUUGACUUUGUGUUGGGAAGAGAGAUACGAAUAUUUCUCGAUGUGAUGAUGGGACUGAAGUGA
This is a messenger RNA of Porites lobata, 1000 nucleotides long. The record is from the annotation of a GenBank genome assembly. NCBI's taxonomy places the organism in Eukaryota, Metazoa, Cnidaria, Anthozoa, Scleractinia, Poritidae.